This is a messenger RNA of Columba livia (rock pigeon), 11510 nucleotides long. RefSeq names its product growth differentiation factor 7 (gene GDF7). Gene Ontology annotation, cellular component: extracellular region. The transcript has 2 exons. The coding region runs from base 1678 to 2937 and encodes 419 amino acids. NCBI's taxonomy places the organism in Eukaryota, Metazoa, Chordata, Aves, Columbiformes, Columbidae. The record is from RefSeq and is a predicted model, not a curated record. Gene Ontology annotation, biological process: BMP signaling pathway. Gene Ontology annotation, molecular function: cytokine activity; growth factor activity.
CAGGGGGGAGUGGGGCGCUGGGGAUGGAAAGUCUUGCUGGAUGCUUUGUUUUAAAGUGACCUUUAGCACCUGAACAGCAUCAGGCUGGUUUUAAUAAGGAGCUGACAGAAGAAAAACAGUUAAUGAAGUCUUCCUCUGCUGGCCCUUCCUCUGCCUCCUGCCCCAGCCCGAUGAUCAUGGAACCAUGCAAGGCCCUGUGCAAACCAAGCAAAGCGUACAGAUGCUGUGCAAGCCAUGCAAACACUGUGCAAAUGCUGUGCAAAGGCUGUUCAAGCACCACAUGAAUUGUGCAAACCCCCCGCAAGGUGCCAUGCAAGGUGUGCAAAUGGCCUUGGGCCAGGCCAUCCCACACCAUGGGGGACAGGGACCUCUCAGGACAUUGUCACAGGAGCUGCCUCUGUUGCUUUGUGCUAUGUGUACAUACAGGGCAAUUCCGCUGGUUGGCAUUAGAAACCCGCUUGCGAUACUGUGACGAAGCACCUGUAAAAUUACAGCAAAAAGAAAUCCGAGAGGCUGUAGUGACAAAUGCUUGUGAGAAGCGAUUGUUUGGGAGGGGGGGGAGAGGAAGAAAAAAGCUGUGUUUAUUUUGGCGAAACAUCUACAUUCCUUCAAAUAAAUCAUCGCAGCACUUGUUUUUGUAUUUGCGGAGAAAUCGCAACAGACAUAACCAGGGACUUAGGAGACUUGAAAUAACAUCCUAGUAAAUAUCCCACUUUGUUAUUUUAAUCGAGACCCAAGGAAACAUCUGAAUUUUACCAAGGAAACCCUUCGUGCAAGGGAAAACAUUAGCUCGCAGCCCGGCCGGGGCUUUGUUUUGCUCGGGUGUCGGUCUCCCGAGGCGGAAUUACCGGCGCUGCCGGCGGCGCGGGGCAGCGCGGAGCCCGCGUCCCCGGGGCCGCCCCGCAGCGGGUCGCUUCGCGCUCCCCCGGCCGCUUCCGGCCCGGCCCCCUCGCCCGGUACCAGCCCCGCAGGGUCGUCCAUCAGCGGGGGGACAGUUCCUCUUCCUAAACAGUGGUGGGGUGUCCCUGUCCAAUAUGGGGUGAGGGUUCCGGUACAAAACGUGGGGUGGCGGUUCCUCCGUCCGAAACAGAGCCGAGGCUGCCCCGUCUCAAGUAUGGGAAAGGGGUCCCCCGCCCCAAUUCGUGGUGGAGGGUGACCUCCCCCCCGUUCCAGUACCGGCUGAAGGUUCCCCCUCCAAUAUGGGAUGGUGUGGGGGGGUUUCCCCUCUUCGAAAUAGGGGCCCUCUGCACAUAGAAGUCGCGGUGUCCUCCCUCCGACCGAGGACCGAAGACCGCCCUCCAAAGUAAGGGUAGGACACCUCAUCCCAAAAUAAGGCCGGGGUGACCCCCGCAGCACAGGGGCUGGGUGAUGGAGGUCUCCCCUCCAGAGUAGGGGUGCGGGUGCCACACCAGGGGCGCAGGUGCCCCCCACAACGCAGGGCCGGGGGCCAGGGGGGGGUCUCACCUGCAGACAGAGGCGGGGCGGGGCCGGAGCGCGGGCGGCGCCUCGGCGGGGGGGCGGAGGGCGGGCGGCCGGCAGGGGGCGCCUCGGCGGCGGCGGGCGGCGGCGGCGGCGGCAGCGGCGGCGGCGGCGGCGGCGUCGGGCGAAGACGAUGUUCAAAAGCGGGCGGGGAGCGGCGGCGGCAGCAGCACAGCGCCGAGCACCGGGGCCGCCGCCAUGCGCCUCUGCGCUGCCGCCGCCCUCUGCCUCUGCCUGCUGGGCGCCUGCCGCCUCCGCCGCGGGCUGGAGGCCGCCGCCGUGCGCGGCCCGUCGGCGGCCGCUCCCCAGCGACCCUCGGCAGCAGCCGCGCCUUCCUCCUCCUCCGCCUCCUCCUCCUCCUCCGCCGCCGCCUCCCCCUUCUCCUCCCCGCCGCGGAGGGACGGGGCUCUCCGCAACGGCACCGUGGUGCCGCACCACUACAUGGUGGCCCUCUACCAGCGCCUGGCCGCCCGCCGCGCACCCGCCGGCCGCCGCGCCGACACGGUGACGGGCUUCGCGGAGCGGGCGCGCAGCGAUGCUUCCCCAUAUGCCUACGAGCAGCGAUACCUCUUUGAUAUCUCCAGCCUGCCUGAGGCAGAGGAGGUGACGGGUGCGGAACUGCGGGUCCUGCGCGCCCUCCCUGAAAACCGGAGCUUGGCCCUGUCCCCUGAAGGCACCUUCCACCACCUCCUCCUCUCCACCUGCCCAAGCCGGGACGGCGAGGAGCCCCGGCUGCUGGACUCCAGGGCUGCAGACAUUUUGGACACGGGAUCCUCCAGAUGGGAGGUGUUUGAUGUCUGGGAAGCCCUGCGGGAUCGGAGGGAGAGAUCUCCCCCAGGCAAGCUGCUGUGCUUCUUGCUGAGGAUCAUUUCGGAUCAGUCGGGGCGGCUCCUGCCCCCCUGGCAGUUGGGGUUCAGCAAACCCCGGCCGCAGCCCCACGAGAGAGCCCUGCUUGUGGCCUUCUCCCGCACCCAGAGGAAGGAGAACCUCUUCAAGGAGAUACGGGAUAAGAUCAAGGCUCUGGGCAGCCCCCCCUUCCUGGAGCCUCCCGAUCCCGGCCAGGAGGUGUACCCCAAGCGGAGGAAGAGACGGACCACCAUCGCCGCCCGGUCUGGGGGCAGAGGCCAAGGGAAGAAGGCGAAGACCCGCUGCAGCAGGAAACCCUUGCACGUGAACUUCAAGGAGCUGGGCUGGGACGACUGGAUAAUUGCCCCCCUGGAUUACGAGGCGUAUCACUGCGAGGGGGUCUGCGACUUCCCCCUGCGCUCACACCUAGAGCCCACCAACCACGCCAUCAUCCAGACCCUGAUGAACUCCAUGGACCCGGAGUCCACCCCCCCCAGCUGCUGCGUGCCCUCCAAGCUCAGCCCCAUCAGCAUCCUCUACAUAGACUCCGGGAACAAUGUGGUUUACAAACAGUACGAGGACAUGGUCGUGGAGACGUGUGGCUGCAGGUAGCAAUUUCUGCAGCUUUCCCCCUCCCCACCCUGCCCUGCCCUGCCUAGCAGCCCUAUCCCAUUUUAUAUAUAUAAAUAUAAAUAUAUAUAUAUAUAAAAUAUAUAUAUACAUACACAUUUUGAUGUGUGCCUUUCCAAAAACCGAACUCGGAGCGGAUGUCCCCUGCCUUCCCAGUGCCGCCAUGGUCAUGAGCCCAGGAAUUGUGGGGGAUGCAACCCCAAGACAGUGAGGCUGUAGAUUGGCAUCCCCCCAGGGCCUCUCAAAGAAACAGCGACUCCCACCACCCACACUGGGAUUCCUGGGGCUCAGCUGGGGGUGAUGCAGUGCUGUGGGGGCCCAAGCUCCCUGCUCUGAGCUGCCUCCAUCUCCGUGCCUUGCUUGCUCCCCCCCAGGCAGGGGGGCACACAGCCUGGCAGAGCCCCCAGGGGAUGCCUGCUCAUCCUCCGAGCUCUGCCCGAUCCUUUGGUUUGCCCAAGCUGAGCAGACACCUUCUUUCCCAAAGGUUUUGGAAAAUGUCUGGCCAAAAUUGUCUCAGUGGGGGGGACAAGCUGGGGGUGGACUGAGCGGUGGCUGUGGCAGAGGGGUCAGGCCAGCACCACCCAGCAGUGGAGGGGAGGUGGCAGGGCACGCUCUUUUCUUUGAGUUAACGGAGUUUUUCUAGCUGCCUUCAAAUCUCUACCCUGGCACAAAAGAGGGAUCCCCGGGGCAAGGUUGGGGGUGGAAAACCUCUGGCCGCGAAAUCAUUUGACCCAGGCCUGUUUGCAGUGGGGAGAGAUUUGUGAAUCUGCUGUUGAGGACAGGAAAGGAGGUCCCAUAACUGGAGGCUAAAGUGAGAGUCAGAAGUUCAUGGUCUCAACAGAGAUGGGAAUGGCCCGGGGAAGGUGUUGGCUGGGGGUGGCUCCUUGUGGUCCAAAGCACUUCUACUGUAGCUGGUGUCCUGCAGGAGGUACUGGCUGGUGGGUCCCCCUCCCUUUCCCACACAAAACCCCAUUUCCAAGGCACACUGGGCACCCGGCAUCAGGCUCACGAGUCACACAGCUGUCCUCGCUGUGUCCAGAGAGAAGCAAAGGUCCUGAGUUCCCUGGGGAAGAGCCAUUUUGCUCGGGUUCUUCUUUUUCCAAAUAAUCUCUAUGAAAGCGCUAAGCCCUACCCUGCCCUCCUUUGGCACUGGUUUCCCAGCGAGCUCCAUCCCUUCCCAUAGCGUCUGCCACUCCCGUACCAUUAAGAGAGCUCAGAUCCACUGGGAAUGGACAUUUCCCACACAAACGGCUGAAUGCCACCUCUGAGAUGGCUCUGUGAGGUGCUUUGACCCAUGCUGAAAGGGCUGCAGAUUUUAGUAAAUCAGGAGCUGAGUAUAAAUUAUGCCUUAAAUCAGAGAAGCCUUGCGUCCAUGCCAAAACGUGUCUUGGAUUCUUGAAAGUGUUUCUGCUGCACCUUGGUGGCUUUUGGUACUGAAUUUCAGCUUCAUGGCUGGGUUGGUUUAAACCAGAGAUAUUUGCACAGACUUUGCUUUUGAUGGUUUUUUACUGACUGUCAAGGUGUUGGCGUGUAAACGUCAGUGCUCAUUAGUGCCGGUGGUUUACUUUUGGGGGAGAUAAAUCCUUGCUGGAAAACAUGUUUUGGUUUUUUUUCUAUAUAGGCAGUUGUCCUCCAUCGCAGGGAUGUUCUGCUAGGGAGCGCUGAGCUGAGCCAGGGCAGAUGGAGGGUCACCAUAAGGAGCUCUACUGCGAUCCAAAGUAUUCCAAAGGUUAGGAAAGCUUCAGUGAGAGCCCAGCAGUCCCCUUUCCCCAAUAAAAUGGUACAUCAGCAGGGAGUAAAGUAUGCACAUCAAUAACAGUGAUAUAUCCAUUGGGAUAAACCCCCCCAGCCUCCCUCCAUCCUUGGCCCAGUGAGGUCUGCUCUGCAUCCUCAGGCAGUGGCCAGUGGCAACUCAGGGGAGUGAGUGUGGUACCUGUAAGUCUCAUGUAGCCCCCUUGACACCCAUGGAGCUUUAUAUCUGCGUAUCCGACAGGAAAAUCCGUCUCCUUCCCUCAGAGUGAAUGUAAAUGUAUAUUAAGUGUGAUGUUCCCGUAGCCAGGGGGACAUUCAGAGAUGGAGGUUAUUGGGGUAGAAGAAGAAUCAGGUCCAUGCUGGUGGGUUUUCUUGCUCUCAGCAUUUGUGGGGGCUGAGGUGCAACUAGUGGGUGAGGAGGGGUUGGCAGGAGGGCUCCUGGCUUUUCUCUGGUGUUUGCCUUCAGUGCAGGUGGUUGGGGGAAGGAGACUGGCACGAGCAGCGCUGGAGCUGCUUGCUCUGGAAACACCACAUCAUUUAUAAAGUUACCCAGCUGUCAAAGUACCUAAUUUUUUAAUUGCUGUUGGUUGCUUGGUAGGUUUUCUCAGUGCUGAGACAGUUGUUUUUAAUGUUCUUGUUUCUUUUACCCCUUUCCCUUCCUCCAAAUUUUUGCGGUAGAGGUUUGUGGGCAGUUCAAAUCCAGGCAAGACACAUAUAGCUUCUGGCAGGCCCUGCUGGCCAGUGGCUCUUGUGAGCCUCCUCUGAGCUAGUGGCCUGAGACCUAAUCCUGUGGGACGUGUCCAAGGGGGUGCUGAUGCUCAUGACCCCUGAUUUUUGUGGCUCUUGUUCAGCCACAGCUGCAGGGAACAGACAGGUAGACAGACAGACAUCACCCACCUCAGGUCUGGAGGUGGCUGAUGGAGAGCACGGUAAUGGGUUGAGUCUCAUGGUGUUUUACCUGACCCCAGUGCUGGGGUGCUGUGCGCUGCUGGGGCUCUGCCCUGAACCCCAUGGUGGCUCCACUGACCCUGGGGAGAAAAGCUGUGGCUCAUUUGCUGCAGUUUUGUAGCCUGGGUUGCUACGAUAUCGCUCUCUACAAACUGACAGGAGGUUGUAGCAUGGAGAGUGUUAGCUGCUUCUCCCAAGUAGCAAGUGAUAAGAUGAGAAGAAAUGGCCUCAAGUUGCGCCAGGGCAGGUUUAGAUUGGAUAUUAAGAAAAAUUUCUUCCCGGAAAGGGUUGUCAGGCAUUGGAACAGGCUACAUAGGGAAGUGGUGGAGGCACCAUCCCUGGAGGUGUUUAAAAGACAGGUAGAUGAGCUUCUUAGGGACACAGUUUAGUGCUGGUGUUAGGUUAUGGUUGGACUCAAUGAUCUUGAAGGUCUCUUCCAACCAAAAUGACUCUAUGAUUCUAUGGUAAACGAGGAUGGGGAGGAUGUGUGGGGAGCACAGAGGCUGCUGUUGGCAGCGAUGCCAUCCAUGGUUUUGCUCACGUGGGAACCAGUCCUGGCUGCAGAUACCUCUCCCUAACAGGUAUAUUUGGUUGGAGAGCAAACUUCAGGCCCUGGGCUGAGCCCAGCGGUGGUGUGGCCCUUUGUGUUCACACCCAUGGUGACACCACCAUGCCAGCCACUCUUUUAGGAGAGCAUCUGUUCCUUUCCUGGGCAAACAAUCUCUGGAAGACAACAGGAGGGUGAAGGAUGGCGUUGGACCAUCUUUCUGCCUGCCCAAAGGGGUAGGAGAGGGCAGCUCCUUGCCUGGGGCUGCUCCAGGGGGGUGUGUGUCAGCAGGGGAGCGGGGAUGGGGCUCUUGGUGGGUAAUGUGCUGCUCCACCCUGGCCAAGCGGAUCGGCUGCAGCUUUUGACAGUCACAUCGCUCAUUGCUCCAGAAGUGUUUCCAGAGCAAAAGCCACCAGUCCUCCCUUUAUGAAUCUCUGUGUGCUGGCUGCAAGGGCUGCACAUCCAUCCCCAGGCGGAUGCAGAGACUGCACCCGAACAGUGGGAUUAGCCUUGUGCAAAUGGAAGUGCUGAGCACCCAGAAGGAUGCGAAAGCCUUUCCUGGGCAGGGAUGUUCCCAUGCCGAGGUGCUGCAGCCCUGACAUGUUGGGGAGCAAUGUAGGAAAUGUCUGUAAAGGGCACGAAGGAGUAAAUCCUGCCUUUGGAGGCAGGUCAGUGAGGCAUCAGCGGCAGGAUGGCAGUAGCCCAGCCCAUCACCCCAGCCCAAGAGCUGGUCCUCUGCAGAGCAUCACUCUCUAGCACCACAGAAAUGGUCCAGGAAAAAAGUAUUUCUGAUCAGUCACCUCUCGCCUGAGCUGAUUUUUGAGCACAUGUAAACAUUUUAAAUAGGAGACUAGGGGCUGAACAUGGACAAAUGUGAAUUCAGUAGACUCAGAGUGAUUUUAAUGGAUAAUUAUAGUUUCUCAUUCUGCGGUAUUUAUACAACCUUUACAGUUAAAAAAAAAAACCCACCACAGUUUCCAUGCAGAUUAUAUUCUCCUGGAGAAUUUGUUUGACCUUCAUCACCAUUUUUAUCUGCAGGAUAUAAUUACAGUGAAGCUAGAAAUAUGAAGCAUUUGAAAAGGACUAUGUUUCUACGCUUAGCUGGCUCCCUCCCCUCUUACAUGGAAAUGUAAUUGCGCAGGAGGAGGGAACUCAACAGUGCAACCCCGUUUUUUGCAUUUGACUUGGAAGCGCUUUGGCUGUGAUUCGGGGAGGGACCCCUGGUCGGGACAGGGCUGGUGUGUGUGCCUCGCCUUGGGGCUCCUUGAGCUCUAUAAAUCUAAAACCUGUGCUCGAGCCACUGCCUGCACUAUGUCCUGAAGCCCCCUGUCCCAUGAAGUCCCAUAGCAGGGACAGUCAGAAGCAAAAUGACUUUAUGCCCCGUUUAACUGCCUGAUAACCAGGGGUGCUUCUGGCCUCAAAAUAAUUCCCAGGAAACACAUAUUUUAUCCUUUUAAGGAAUAACUGUUUUUUAAUUCUCUUAAAAUAAUGGAAUUGUUUAAAAUCCACACCACCCCUCCCCCCCUUUUAAUUUUUUUUUUUACAUCAUACUUCACAUCCAGCGGUAGAAGGGGCAUGAGCAUCCUCUGCCAGGGAGAAGAAUGUUCAUUUGGAAAUAGCGUGAUCCAGGCUUGCAGCAGGGUCACCCUGGCAUAGCUGUGUUGGUCCCAGCAGCCUUACUUCUGGUCAGCACUGGCAGAUGGAGCCGUGUCCUCUUUGUCAGUUUGCUGAUGCUUGGUGUACCUAUACGGAAAAGACUGGAAAGGCACUGGAUCCAGUUAGAAGAAAACACCAAGGCUUGAGCCUUCUGCUCAGGUCUGAGUGCCAGCAACCUCUGUGUCUAUUUGCACCACAUGGAUUUUAGCUCACAUCUUGGUUAUAAAGCUCUCACUACUGGAGGAAACUGGCUAGGUCUGCAGUGAUUUAUUGGGUCACACUCCUGUUGUAAAACAAGCAGCUCCUUUUCCUGUUGGCAGUUUUGAGCCCUCAUUCCACAAACCUGAGAGUGUGUGUUUAAGGAGAGUCACCUGUGCUGGCCACCAUGUAGCAGCACACAGUCUCCAUCGCGGGGAAGACAUGAGAGAGGAUGGGGCAUCGCUUAGGAUGUCCUGGGGAUCUGAGUCCCAUGGGAUUGCAGCUGGGGAAGUGGAGUGAAGCACCUUGGGGUGCUGGUGGGAUGCCUUUGGCUUUGCUCUCCACACUUAACAGGUGUUUUGCCAUGAGCUUUGGCUUGAUGUGCUUGUUUGCAAUAGUAGUACCUGCAGUUAUUCACAUCAAAAAACACAGGAUGUAUAUUGAUGUGAUGGAUAUGUCAUAAAUACCAAUGCACCAACCAGCUCAUACUCACAUUGGAGUCCACCUGAUGGGAAAUGCCAUGGUUUCCUGACGAGUGUGUAGCGAGUCCAGAAAUAUGAGUGCCUUCUCUUUUGUCUGUGUUGGGGCAGCAUAGCCCCAACUGGGAGAAAAAAAACCCGCGUGGGGUGGCAGCAGUGGGAGUCUGAUUAUUGCACCGGUGCUGGUACCUGGAACAGGGCUGUGCUGCUGGAUUUGAAAGAUGGUCAGACUGAAAGGCUACCACACGGGCCUCGGCUGGGCGGUUCCACCAAAUGGCUUGCUGUGUCCCCUGUCCUGGGUGAAACCGGAGCUGUGGUGUGAAUUUUUCACUCUUCAUGUCACCCUCUGGGGAGGUGAGUAGGCAGGAAAAACCCACGUGGGCAAAACUGAGCUCUGGUCUUUGAGAGCCUUGUGGUUCUUUUCACUCGCCAUGACCAGCAGAAGGAGGGACCAUGUGUGUCCCACUGGUGUCAGAGCAGCAACCCAGCAUCGGGGAUCCCUACAGAUAUGUGGGGUCCAAAUGGGGAUGGGAGGUGGUGGGAGCAGAGUGUGGCAGUGUCGUCACCAUCAGGACUGUGUCCUCCACAAAAAACAUGUCAGGGAGAAGAGUGGGGAGUCUGUCCAAUGGAUGGGGUGUUGCUGAUGGUCAGGAGCCUGUGACCUUGCAUAGGGGAGGGAGAAUUUUUCUCCACCUACUGUCUUUGAAUCCAUGACUGCUAAAAGAGUGAUGUGUUCCACCAGGCUGGUCUCUGUAACACUUUGAAUUUUGUUGUAAGCUGUUUUAUGUCUUCCAUGGCAAAAACAGCUGCAUUCAUGCUCUGUAUUCUUCAUACAGCGUGUUGUGAGAUACAUAGAGGUGCAGAAACGUCUCUAAAAAUCAGUUCUGCCCUAUCAACAAGUGCUCUGGACCUUUGAAAAAUGACCAAAAUUUGGAGCUCCCACUAGCGCAACCCGCUGACCAAGGUCACCACCCUACAUCUUGAAGGAAGUUUGCAGCAUUGCACCUCAAAGCCUGUGUAGUCCAUGUGGCUGAUUUUUCCUUUUACUGGCACUGGUAUUCGAGCAGCCCCCUGAAUUCACCGUUUUGGAGAGGAGCCUGGUGUACGUAGCGCUGGGAAGGGGCACAGCGGCAGGAUGGCUGAUGCACCGUGCUUAACUUUUGGCUGAGCAGAUGAGAGUAGGAAGCGUUGGGCAGCAGAGGGUUUUCAUGUGGAUUGGUAUUGAAAGAUUCUAAACCAAAGUUUGACCCAUUCCCAGGAAUGGCUGGAAAUGAAACCCAGCCAUUUUUCAGCAGGUUUUCCUGGUCAUUUUUUCUGUCGUCAUGACUUAUGAGUUCUUUUGGACAUUUUGUGAGCUCAUUUUUCUACUUCGAUACUUGUGCUCGUGCCUAAGGUUUUCAGGAUGAGGAGUGUGGAGACUCGCUGUGGUAUUCGGAGGGUGAAGAAGGACAGUUGAGUGUCAACAGCAUGCAGCUGGGGCACAGUCAGUGCCCUCGAGCAGGGGACGGGACUGGCUGGGUUGAAGCCGAUGGGAGGAGAGGACCCACUCAUGGUGGGUCACACGCUCAAGAGUUUUCCUGGUGGAAGGUGACAGUGUUUGGGUCUCCCGUCCACUUUGCUGUGGUGUCAACCUGUGCUGGUGCCACCCAGGUCUCUACCAGUAGAAGAAUAAUGAGACCGAGAUGCUGGGUCCAACCUGGCAUCCCUGGGAGCUGUGGUGUUGGCUUUGGUCCUGGUCUUUGGGGAGAUGGUAGUGUUCCCCAUGGUGUUUCAUUCGUUUUAUCCAUCCUGCCUUGAUGAAGGGAGAAGGAGUGGAGUAGGAGGGAAGAAACAAGAGCAAAAAUUCAGGGGUCCCUCACUCCCAAACUGGUCAUCCCGGGUAGCUGCAUGCCAGCCAAAGGGCUCACAGGAGCUCAAGCAUCAUCAUCAGAUAAUGAAAUAUAAUAACAUCCACAGGCUGGAAAAAGAGACAGUCACACAAGGAGGGACUAGGCUUUAAUUCUUGAAGAGGUGCCAAAGUUAAAUGGUUAUAUAGUUGGUGAUGAGCUGGGGAUGGGGCACUUUGCAUGGGCAGCUUGUCCCCGCCUUGGCCAGGGAAGGGGGGGUGAUCACAUUGUUUACAUUCACCCCAUGUACUGUGAGUAAUUAACUUUUUAAAUAGUGCUGAAAAGGAAGAGUCUGAGUUUCUGAGGUGCUGAGCAUCCAGCGUUCCCACGCACUUCAGUCGAAGCCACGUUCGUGUGCUGCCUUUGCAAAUCAAGCUCUUGCAACCUGAGGAAUAUUUAGGGGCUUUUCCCACCUGGGGUCACCGGCUCCAUCUCGUGCUGCGGCUUCUUUGCUGGAUAAGCUGGUGGAGAUGCCGCUCGCGAGAACUGAACCCGUGUCUGCGCGGGAAGGACCUGCUCCACUCUCCAUGCGGGCAGGAGCAGCCUCAGCCCUGCUUGUCGAUCCGUUUUGCUAAAUCACUACACAUCCCAUCACCGCCUGCUCGUUUGCAGAAGUCAUCACUAUCUGGAGCUCCUUUGACAAAAUGAGCCUCUCUGCUGGUCAGUCGCGGGUUUAUUUAUAUGUUCUUUUCUUUGAUUAGAAAGGAAAAUAGCAAAAAAGAUCAUAAAGGACUUGCAUUUCCAAUAGCCGUAUCUCUAGUAGUUAUGAUUUUUGAAGCAAUACUUGUAUCCCUGUGUGUGCCUCUAAACUAUCCAUGUAUUUGUUCAGCUUUUUCAGGUCUGAGUGUGUGAAAUAUCUCUAAAGAAGAUAGCUCUGUAAGUGAUGGUGUAAAUGCAUUGUUUGUAUGUAUUCUAAAGUUUAAAUAGAUUGUACAUAUGAGAUUGUAAAUGAACUGUAAACAGCAAUCUAUAUUUUCUUGAAUAUAUUAUAUAGCAGUAUAUAUUUGUUAAAUAAGUAUUCUUGUAUGCUCUUCAAUAACCUUUUUAAUAUUUUGUACAGAUAAGUUUAUUAAAUAUUUUAUUGAUAAA